CUUACGUCCAGGGCCAGGCACUGCUGGAAAUGACGGUCCUCCUUGUUCUUCUCCUGGUCACGGGCCUGCCACGGGUGGAGACGAACGUCACUGUGGCUGGAAGACAGACGGCGGCGAGAUGUUAUGUUUGUGAGAAAGAAAAUGAUUUCUCAUGUAAUACUGCAAAAAAUUGUCCCGACAGUACUUAUUAUUGUUCUACCGCAGCCGUGAAGUUGUUUAGACGUUUCGUCUUUGUUUCAAAGCAGUGCGCAAAGUACUGCCCCGUGUACGAACCUUCAUCGGCAGGAAGCAGGCACUUCGUCCUGGAGAAGCCUCUGCCCUUCGUCUACGUGAGCUGUUGUCGGGGGUCCUUGUGCAACACCGAAGCGCCAAAUGUCACCGACUACAGAGAGGCUGGACGAGCCCGCCCGGUGUGGCGCGGCAGUGCUGGGCUGGCGUUGUUCCUGACUCUCGGCUCUGCGUGCCUGGGCCUCAGGCUGGCCUGA
Pteronotus mesoamericanus is the source of this 485-nucleotide messenger RNA. It is a transcript of the gene LY6K, whose product is annotated as lymphocyte antigen 6 family member K. The transcript is spliced from 3 exons. Gene Ontology annotation, cellular component: acrosomal vesicle. NCBI's taxonomy places the organism in Eukaryota, Metazoa, Chordata, Mammalia, Chiroptera, Mormoopidae. Bases 30 to 485 code for a protein of 151 amino acids. Gene Ontology annotation, biological process: binding of sperm to zona pellucida. The record is from RefSeq and is a predicted model, not a curated record.